UACAUUAGGUUGUACAGCCUUGUCUAAAUAGCACCUCUGUGGAUCCACACAUGGAUGCUACAGGGAGCCUCUGGGUUUGGGACAGCAACUCUUGCCAACUGCUUGGAAUCAAGUCUUGUGUUACAUUUAUACGUUCUUCUUCACUCUGUAGCUGUUUGAUGACAAAUCUGCUUGCUCUGUUUUUCAUCCAGCUUGGUUCAUAGAAGUGAUCUGAGAGGGCAGGGAUGUCUCAGAACAACACUGGCAAAGAAGCUCCUGCCGCCCCCCCAGACGAGUGCCCUGUGUGUUACGAAACAUUUCAGUCUCCAAAAGUGGCCCGCCGGAUGCUGAGCUGCGGCCACACAUUUUGCCAUGACUGUUUGGUCAAGUGCCUGCUGUCCCAUGAAGAAGGGUACCUGCAAAAUAGCCUUACGUGUCCCAUCUGUCGCUUUGUGACCUUUCUCUGCAAUAAAAAGGACUGCUGGCCUUCCAAGCCAGCCCUGACCCCAUCCUCUUUGGAGUUGCCUCUCUCACCUUCCUCGUUGCCACUCACCUGUGGAGUGCCACAUGGCUCUGCAAAUACUUUGGUGGUUCCUGGCCAUUUCCUCUUGCCGCUGCACAAUUAUGGCAGACAACAAGGUUCGCAGAGGUAUCCUAUUGUGGACUCCAUUGUACGGCCCAGUGGCCUGGAAUGUGAAUCUCAUAUCUUCAUUAUUACUCAGUGUGGAAUGCCACUAAUGGAAGAGGAAUAUAUUACCAUAGCUCAAGAUCACGGAGAAGCUGCUGAAUCAGAAGCAUCACAAACAUGUCCUGGAACGGGCUGCUUCCAGUCACCUAUUAUGAUGGCUGUUUUCCUUAUCUCUGCUGUGGCUCUGUUGGGGGCUGUACUUCCCUGGCUUCUGCUUGUAAGAAAUAAUGAAUGA
Thamnophis elegans (Western terrestrial garter snake) is the source of this 902-nucleotide messenger RNA. It is a transcript of the gene RNF222, whose product is annotated as ring finger protein 222. NCBI's taxonomy places the organism in Eukaryota, Metazoa, Chordata, Lepidosauria, Squamata, Natricidae. The coding region runs from base 225 to 902 and encodes 225 amino acids. The transcript has a single exon. The record is from RefSeq and is a predicted model, not a curated record.